GCCAAUAGCAAUCGAGUAAUGUAGCAGUGGCGAUCCUCGUCAAACCUGUGGAGCUAGAUCUGGACCGUUGACUGGGUGCAAGAAAGCACAUGUUGUUGAACUUUUACCCGUACGAUUAGAAAACAUGAGAAACACAAUGAUGAGCGAUAAUAACCGUCCGAUUAUAAAUCCGCUUUACCAUCGUUGCCUAUAAAUUAAUAUCAAGAGUCAUACACGCGUGGAGGUUGUCAUUAAUAUCUUUUUCCGAGAUCGGAGCUCAAAUUUGAAUUCGGAGAAGCUAGAGAGUUUUCUGAGAUGGCUCGUACUAAGCAAACAGCUCGUAAAUCUACCGGAGGAAAGGCUCCUAGGAAGCAGCUUGCUACAAAGGCUGCACGUAAGUCUGCGCCAACCACUGGAGGAGUCAAGAAGCCCCAUCGUUACAGGCCUGGAACUGUUGCACUUCGUGAAAUCCGUAAGUACCAGAAGAGUACUGAGUUGCUGAUCAGGAAGCUCCCAUUCCAGAGACUUGUUCGUGAGAUUGCCCAGGAUUUCAAGACUGAUCUGCGUUUCCAGAGCCAUGCGGUGCUUGCACUCCAGGAGGCUGCUGAAGCGUACCUUGUGGGUCUCUUUGAGGACACUAACCUCUGUGCCAUUCAUGCCAAGCGUGUCACCAUAAUGCCGAAAGACAUUCAACUCGCUCGCAGAAUCAGAGGAGAACGUGCUUAAGUGUGAUGGGGGAAGCUGGUGGUCGGAUUAUGUGAAUGUGGGUUUUUUCUAAAUAGAUAGUUGGGAUUAGAUAAUGGCUUAAAAAGCUUUUUGUUGUAGGAGACUGAAAACAAUGGUGGUUGGUUUUUUUUCUCUAUUUCUUGUCUAGUCGGUUUAUGAUUUGUGUGUGUUCUUCUUUUAGCUACGUUUUGUGGUGUGUAUUGCUUUCUUGUUUGGCAAUGUCAAACACCUUUUGUUGUUGAAUUUCAUCUCUGAAACAGAUUAGUAUGUUAAAGUUUCUGACUUUUGUUUCGUCUGAUCCUGUUCAAUUUAAUAUGAUUGAUUUUGUUGUUU
Molecule: messenger RNA, 1038 nt
Organism: Arabidopsis lyrata subsp. lyrata
Lineage: Eukaryota; Viridiplantae; Streptophyta; Magnoliopsida; Brassicales; Brassicaceae
Product: histone H3.3
Exons: 5
Coding region: 295-705 (136 amino acids)
Cellular component (GO): nucleosome
Molecular function (GO): protein heterodimerization activity; structural constituent of chromatin; DNA binding
Source: RefSeq, a predicted model, not a curated record